This is a messenger RNA of Durio zibethinus, 1376 nucleotides long. Its product is annotated as embryo defective 1273. The record is from RefSeq and is a predicted model, not a curated record. Lineage: Eukaryota; Viridiplantae; Streptophyta; Magnoliopsida; Malvales; Malvaceae.
ACGUAUUUUACCCUAAAUUAUUGUCCCAUCCAAAGCAAGAUUCAAGAAUGCGUAAAAGAGCCGCGGCAGUAGCAUAUCCUGCCUCCUCUUCUUAAACCCUCUGUCAAUCGAACCGAUUCUUUCUCCUCUAAAAGCUCUAAGAAAAGCAAAGAGCCCCGAGAUUAAUCUUAUCCCUCCCAGUCUCCCACUAUAAUUUCGUCUAUGGCGUCUUGGUUCACUUCAUAAAAAACCCACUUUCAAGACAUUUUUACACAUAAAUCUCUAAUAAGGGUCUUUGAGGUUAUCUAAAAUGGCAACAACCACUCCAUGUUCCUCUCACCUGUUAUCUGCUUCUAUCCAUUUCCAUGGCUGCCCUAAAAAUUAUCUUAAAAUCCAUUCCCCUUUUCUUCAUCAGCUCAAGCAGAAUUCAACUCAGUAUCUUGAAGCACAUAAAUUUCGUUUGACCAUGAAACAAAACCAAGUCGUUCAGAAUUCUAAGCCAAGUAUCUGUUCUGCUAUAAAUAUGGCCACAGGCCAGUCUGAUGAUCCUGAAAAAAUAAAUUUGGACCAUAUAAUAGAAAAAGCUAGAAGAUUGUGGGACAGCACUCCUCAGCCAGUGAAGAGAUUCCCUUGGAACAGAGCUUUGGACAACUUUGUUCAACUCAUACUUGAUCUUAUACUGGCAGUGGUCAAAUAUCUAAGUUUACCUUUACUGGCAGUUUCCUCCCUUAGUGAGAUGUCCUACUGUGCACACGAAAGGAAGUUGACUAUUAUACCUGUUCCCCUUCUUAUUGGCUUUGUACUAGCAGGGGUUUUGAAAGAAACUGCCUUGGAGCUUUCUCCUCUUCUCAAGGAUGCGGUAGUUCCCUGGCACCUGAUUGCAAUUGCAAUAUUCUUCACAUUGAUCAAAUUGCCAGGCCCAUAUUACCCAUAUUGGGGGCGUAUUUUCAUUCCACACUUUGCAAAUGGGGCACUAUGGAGGACUCUAUGGUUUAUGUUUUUGUGGUAUAGAAGACCCAAAACAUCUGGAGCUGAGUUGCCAAAUAGUUUGGUAAAUGGCAGUGAUUCUGAAAUUGAAUAAGCUGCAAUAUCAACGGGUAAAGGUUAUAUUUUGUGACUGAGAAACUGGCCAGAGCGGGCUAUUUAGGAGAAUUUAUCAGAAUUGGAGAAGGAUUUGGCGGGGAGAUCUAACAGGUUGGUACUUGGGAUGUUCGGCUUGAAACCUUAUUUGUGUUUUCCUUCAUUCAACCUUGGGUUUUUGGUAGAGACCCUAUGGUCUUCUUGUCUGAACAGAAUAUCAUGAGGAUUUGAUCCUAACUUUGGUUAAAACCUUGUAUGCAAUGGCAGUUCUGAGAAUUGUUAAAUACAUAAAUUACGCAUUCAGUAUUUGUGACAAA